AUGCCAGGGAUAAGGCUGUGGGAUCUCUUUCGAGAGGCUCCCCCCACCCCCCCAAGUCUGUCAGUCUCCGUCAUGGGUCCCAUGGAACCUCGUCCUGGCCACUGGGGGGAGUUCAGCUGGACACCGGCCGCGCCCAAGCCCCGGGACCAGGUGGACAGCUCAGAUGGAGCACCAGGGGCCCCGGACAACGAUGGCCCCGAGACAGAAAGCCCAGCAGUGAGCACCAUGCUGCGGGCCGUGGCCACCAGCCGCCUGCCUGUGUGCAGCCAGCAGCAGGGCGAGCCUGACCUGACGGAGCGAGAGAAGGUGGCCAUCCUGGGCCAGCUGUACCGAGAGAAGCCGCUGGUGUUCCUGGAGCGCUUCCACACGGGCCUCCGGGAGGAGCACCUGACCUGCUUUAGCCACCUGCGUGGCGACCACCGCGCAGACUUCUACUGCGCCAAGGUGGCCCAUCAGGGCACCGCCCGGCCCCGGGCCCUGCGCAACCGACGCUACGCUGCUCUGCGCGAGCUCAUCCAAGGGGGUGAGUACUUCAGUGACGAGCAGAUGCGCUUCCGGGCCCCCCUGCUGUACGAGCAGUACAUCGGCCAGUACCUGACCCCCGAGGAGCUCAGCGCCCGAGGCCCCGCACCUCAGCCCCCUGGCACCCCGGCCUGCCCGCUCUCGGACCUGCUGCUGCAGUCCUACCAGGAGUGGGAGGUGCGGCAGCGGCUGCUCCAGCAGCAGGAGGAGGAGGAGGCCUGCCUGGAGGAGGAGGAGGAGGAUGAAGAGGACGGCAGUGGGGAAGGCGAGAGCCCCGAUGGAGACUCGGAGGCCCGGGUCCCCGAUUCGGAGGAGCGGCUGAUCCUGCGAGAGGAGUUCACCAGCCGGAUGCACCAGCAUUUCCUGGACGGCAAGGACGGAGACUUUGACUAUAGUGGACGACAACCCCGACUUCGACAACCUGGACAUCGUGGCGCGGGACGAGGAAGAGAGGUACUUCGACGAGGAAGAGCCGGAGGACGCGCCCAGCCCAGAGCCAGAUGGAGACUGAUACCUGAGCCCCCCCGCCCCCCCCCAACAAGACAGCUGAUGGCAGCCGGGCUCCAUGGCUCUUUGUCUAAGGGGUGCCAGGGCAGAUUCCCACACAUCAGCCCGCCAACUGCCCCUUCCUAGCCUGUCUCUAUCUCUCUCUCUCUGUCUCUCUCUCUCUCUCUCUGUCGCCGUCUGUCGUUUCUGGCUCCCUGCCUCGCACCGUGCCCGUCUCCUGCCUUCCACCUCACCGCCUUGGGCCCACUCUCCACUGCACGAGUCUCGAGUCUCUCCUGCUCCUUGACAGGCCAGUGGGGCUCUUGCUAGCUGGAUUGGCCAGGUUGGCGCCGAGACCAUCUCCGAGUGGGGUCUGACGCUCUUCCUGCCUGCAUGGACAGGGCCGUCUGUCUCUCAGGCUUUAUCGCUGUCUGUCUGCCGUCCCCCACACAGCUAGCAGCGGAGCCCUGGGUGCUGAGUGCGCGCCUCACACGGGGGGAGAGUGGGCGACAGGAGGGGCAACCCGGGAGAGGUGGGCAGAGGCAGAACCAGGGAUCCCAUCAGGGGCUGCCAGCUGGAGGGGGGACGAGAGAGUCCUCCCCUCCCAGCCCCCUGCCCCCCUCUUCCCAGCCACAAUUUUCCCUUCCUUCACUUCCUCCGCCUCCCUGGCCUGUUUACACUCCCCACAUAUGCACAGGCUGUUAUCAUGGGUCCUGAGUCAUCCCCACACAGGCCGGCCCAGCCUCCCUGCCCCCAGCCGGCCACAGGCCCGCCCGCCCCACGGAGCCCCCUGCCGCCCCGGGCUAAUGGGAGCCAGAUGGCCGCGGGGGGACUCAGCCAGCUUCUGGCCCGUGGGAACUCAGGCACCUCGCCUUCCCAUGCCCCCACCCCACCAGCUCGGCCCCAGUACACACACUACAUACAGAGACACCAGGGCCAGGAGGGUGGAGCCAGGAGACCAGGACCCCUCACUCCUGUUAGAACAGUGGACCACCGCCCGUCAACUUCCACCUCAGGCAUGCAGCCUGGAGUGGGACAGACCCAGGACCUCCUGGGACCUGGUCUCACCACCAUGGCGUCAGCUCUGCCCCCUGGGUGGCCCCAGGGAGGUCCCACCCACAAAAGUGAGCUGUUCAGAUGGGCCCAGCUGCCUGCCAGGGCCUGUGAGCCGGGUGGCAUGGGCUCCCCAUCACCGACGGCCCAGAAAGGAGGUGCUGCUCACUCAGGGCUGCACAGCCCCCGGGGGUGGCUGAGACCACCACCCCGCUCUAUAACCAGGCCCGCCCACCUGUGGAUAGUGGGCCGGCAGACAGGCAGCUGCUCAUGCUCCACCCUCACCCGAGGGCCCUGCACACCCUGGGUGGCAGUGUCAGUCAGCGGUCCUAACAGCCCUGGGCAGUAACAGCAGCACCACCCCACCUCCGGGAGUCCCGUCCGGUCAGCCACACGCCCAGUUCCUUGGGAAAGAGGCAUCCUUCAGGCUGGUGCCUGUGCCAGCUGUUGGUAAAACUACCGGGGCCUGGCUCUCUGCUGCCAGCAGGCACGUUGCUGAGCACCCUCCCAUGCUUUCGUUACACAGAAGGGCUUCCAAAAGUUCGUGGGAAAAAGGUCAUGGAAAGAGUGGGAUUUUAAUACAAUGCGUCCGAACUGUUGACUGUGAAACGGAUGGUCUGCUCUGUAAGCCUGGACCUGAUCCACAAUAAAACGUUU
Molecule: messenger RNA, 2718 nt
Organism: Echinops telfairi (small Madagascar hedgehog)
Lineage: Eukaryota; Metazoa; Chordata; Mammalia; Afrosoricida; Tenrecidae
Gene: CCDC97
Product: coiled-coil domain containing 97
Exons: 5
Coding region: 1-1155 (384 amino acids)
Source: RefSeq, a predicted model, not a curated record